AUGUUGUUAUCAACGCCAGUUUCAACACUGAAAUGGGCCUUCUUGAUGACGAUGAUAACCACCAUGGUAACCUCUAAUCCUCCUGAAGAGCCCAUUAAAUGUUCAACCAAUCUCACAAACUGCAACGUCACCAACUCUUAUGGCGCAUUCCCUGAUCGAACCACCUGUCGUGCGGCCGAGGUCACAUACCCUUCAUCCGAACAAGACCUCAUCGCAGCUGUUGCCACUGCUACACAGGCCCACAGAAAGAUGAGAGUAGCCACUCGUUACUCGCACAGCAUACCAAAGUUGGUUUGUCCAGCUGGUGAUGAUGGACUCGUUAUUAGUACCGAAAAACUUAAUCGUGUUAUUGAAAUCGAUAAAGAUAGCGGGCUCAUGACCUUAGAGAGCGGUGUGACAUUAAGGCAACUCAUUGAUGAAGCUUCAAAAAAUGGGUUGGCCUUGCCUUACACUCCUUAUUGGUGGGGUUUGACGAUUGGUGGUCUUUUAGGCACGGGUGCACACGGUAGCACCCUUUGGGGCAACGGGAGCGCGGUUUAUGAGUAUGUUGUUCAGAUGCGGAUGGUCGCCCCAGGUCGGGCAGAAGAUGGUUAUGCUAAAGUGUGGACGCUUGAAGAAAAUGGCGAGUCCGAUGGAGACAUGAAGGCAGCUAGAGUUUCUCUCGGAGUACUAGGAGUUAUUUCUCAGGUAACUUUAAGGCUGCAACCAUUGUUCAAGAGGUCCAUUACCUUUUUAACCAAGAACGACACAGACUUAUCAGAUCAAGUGACCACUUUCGGGAGACAACAUGAGUUUGCAGAUAUAACAUGGUACCCAAGUCAGAAACGAGUGGUUUAUCGGAUCGAUGAUCGAGUCUCCUCCAAUGUCUCCGGAAAUGGCCUCUGGGACCACCCUGGUUUUCGAGCUACGCCCUCACUUGUACUCCUCAUCUUAAGAUCUUCAGAGGAGGAUCAAGAGGCGAAAGGUGAUGUUGCUGGAAAGUGUAGUGCUGGAAAACUUACUACAGACGUUCUAAUAAAGGGUGCAUACGGGCUAACCAACGAUGGUAUUAUCUUUAAGGGUUACCCUGUGGUUGGAUAUCAAAAUCGGCUCCAAGCAUCAGGGGGUUGCCUCAAAGGCCCUAAGGAUGCUGGAAUCACGGCAUGUCCGUGGGAUCCCCGAGUCAAAGGCUUAUUCUUUCAUCAGACCACAUUCAGCAUCGUCCUUUCGAAAGCUAAAGAUUUCAUCCAAGACAUACAAAAGCUAGUAAAUAUAACACCACAAUCGUUGUGUGGCCUAGACCUCUAUAACGGCAUUCUCAUGAGAUACGUCACUGGUUCAUCAAAAGCUUACUUAGGCAAACAAGAAGACUCAUUGGAUUUUGACAUCACUUAUUACAGAAGUAAAGAUCCAAAAAGUCCAAGACUUUUCGAAGACGUGCUCGAAGAGAUUGAGCAAAUGGCGGUUUUCAAGUAUGGCGGGUUACCGCAUUGGGGAAAGAAUCGAAAUGUGGCAUUUGAAGGGGCAAUCAAGAAGUACAGAAAGGCUAGAAAGUUUAUGAAGGUUAGAGAGAAGUUUGAUCCAUUAGGGUUGUUCUCAAGUGAGUGGACAGAUCAAGUUUUAGGACUAAAAGGUGGAUUGAGCAUCGUUAAGGAAGGUUGUGCCCUUGAGGGUUUGUGUGUGUGUUCAGAGGAUAUCCAUUGUGCACCAGAAAAGGGUUAUUUAUGUCGAUCUGGAAAAGUCUUUGAAGAUGCAAGGGUUUGUACAUUAGUUCAUCAAGUCAAAGAAGCCGAUACUUCAUCAUCCAUAAACAUUGAGAUUUGA
Molecule: messenger RNA, 1803 nt
Organism: Cynara cardunculus var. scolymus (artichoke)
Lineage: Eukaryota; Viridiplantae; Streptophyta; Magnoliopsida; Asterales; Asteraceae
Product: probable L-gulonolactone oxidase 4
Exons: 4
Coding region: 1-1803 (600 amino acids)
Cellular component (GO): membrane
Molecular function (GO): D-arabinono-1,4-lactone oxidase activity; FAD binding
Source: RefSeq, a predicted model, not a curated record